This is a messenger RNA of Anopheles merus, 1313 nucleotides long. RefSeq lists its product as uncharacterized. The transcript is spliced from 3 exons. Gene Ontology annotation, cellular component: endomembrane system. Gene Ontology annotation, biological process: vacuolar proton-transporting V-type ATPase complex assembly. The record is from RefSeq and is a predicted model, not a curated record. Lineage: Eukaryota; Metazoa; Arthropoda; Insecta; Diptera; Culicidae. Bases 314 to 1228 code for a protein of 304 amino acids.
UUUUUCUCCCUCUCCUGUUUGCCAUACAAAUAAUCGGAACAUCAAUUUGUGCACACCAAAUAGAAAUCAGAGUUAGAAAAUGAGUAACCAAACAGUAGUUUAAUAAUUUUGAAGUGUAUUUCUGUAUCACACGUGGUUGCUCCUUCUUUACCCAGUCAGCGCAUGGGUGUUGUGAUUCAUGUUUUAUUCGAUAAUUUUUGUUUUGGCUGAUGAAACAUCUGCCCUACGAACGCCCCGCGAUUGGUCACAUGAGCCCUGCUACUAGUGAGCACAGUUACUGUAAGAGCAAUAACACAGAAAAAAAGGAACAAACAUGAGUGACACACUGAACCGGCUGCCGAUUGUGGAUCCCACGGUCCGGAUCAUACCGACGAAGGAAUUGCGCAAGUUCAUCGGCACCAAACUGUCGGUGGCAUCGCCAUCAACCCCCGCCGCCGUGCGGGACAUCCACACUACAUUCAAUCCUGGCAAGCGGGCCACAAAAACAGCCAACAAACCGGGCAGUGAAGCGCAAACGGGGGCGAGUAUUGAUUUUACCGAGCAGGAGCGAACCAUCAUCGGUCACAUGGUGGCGGCGUCACUGAAGGGACAAGGGCCCGAAUUCGGUACGGUCGACCUGCUGCCAGCGGAAGACGACGAAACGGUGCAGCCGAACAAGGGCGACAUCACGCUGAACCUAGCCGAUCUGAAGUGGUUGUACGGGGCGCUGCGCGAUCUGCGCCAAACCGACCCGACCGUACCGUACCUGCACGCGCUGCUGGCCGGGUGCCGGCUGAAGCUGCCCGAAAAUCCGAUCUGCGAGCGCAACCCCGAGCUGGAGGCACGCUGCCAGCGGCUGCGCAAGGAGCAGGAGGACCGGGAGUAUCACCGGAUGACGAAGAACGUGGACAGCAUCCGCAAGCACAUGCCGGAGGAAACGAUAAGCUAUCAGAUGAAACAAAUCAACCGGCACCUGAUAGCGGUCGCCCAAUUUCUAUUUUCCGUUGCGGCCGGGUUCGCGUUUGGCUUCAUCGGGAUCGAGCUGCUCAUCGGGCAGCUAGAUUUUGGUUUCCGCCUGCUGCUGGGCAUCAUCAUUGCGCUCAUCAUCGCGCUGGCCGAAAUUUACUUCCUCGCGAAGAAGCUGAACGAGGAGUAUGAGCUACCACCGCCGCCCGCCCGUAUCACGAAGGAAGGUCCCAUCACCACCCCGAACGGGCCGCGAUUAACCGGCAAACAGCACCAGGAAUGAAGUGUGUUCGUGCGCGCAUGUGUGUGUGUGUGUGAUAGUUGUUUAUUGGAAAACAAAUAUUGAUAAAAAAUGCAUAUUCACCCCA